Molecule: messenger RNA, 531 nt
Organism: Capsella rubella
Lineage: Eukaryota; Viridiplantae; Streptophyta; Magnoliopsida; Brassicales; Brassicaceae
Product: zinc-finger homeodomain protein 12
Exons: 1
Coding region: 1-531 (176 amino acids)
Biological process (GO): regulation of DNA-templated transcription; regulation of developmental process
Cellular component (GO): nucleus
Molecular function (GO): transcription cis-regulatory region binding; DNA-binding transcription factor activity
Source: RefSeq, a predicted model, not a curated record
AUGGUUGUCUUGUACAACGAGUGCCUUAAAAACCACGCGGUCAGUCUCGGUGGCCACGCCCUUGACGGCUGUGGUGAGUUCAUACCCAAGUCCACCACCAUCCUAACAGAACCUCCGUCCCUUAGGUGCGAUGCUUGUGGCUGCCACCGCAACUUCCAUCGUCGUAGUUCUUCUGAGGUCUUCAGUCACCACCGGUCACCACCGCUGAAGCCGCUCGCCUCCACUCCGCACUUGCUUCUUUCUCUCAGCUCCGAUUUCUCUGGACCCGGAGACAAAGAUAGGUCGGCGGUGAUGAAGAAGCGUAAGAGGACAAAGUUCACGGCGGAGCAAAAGGAGAAGAUGAGAGGAUUCGCAGAGAGAGCGGGGUGGAAGAUGAACGGCUGGGAUGAGAAGAGGGUGAAAGAGUUUUGUGGCGAAGUUGGAAUAGAGAAACAAGUUCUUAAGGUUUGGAUCCAUAACAAUAAGUACUUAUCCAACGUGAAGAACAGAGACACUACGUCAUCUACGUCCUCUAUGUCUUUGAAGCUGUAA